Molecule: messenger RNA, 597 nt
Organism: Talaromyces amestolkiae
Lineage: Eukaryota; Fungi; Ascomycota; Eurotiomycetes; Eurotiales; Trichocomaceae
Exons: 3
Coding region: 1-597 (198 amino acids)
Biological process (GO): proton motive force-driven ATP synthesis
Molecular function (GO): proton transmembrane transporter activity
Source: RefSeq, a predicted model, not a curated record
AUGUCCCCCAUGGCAACUCGCGCCGCCCUCCGGCAAUCACGGUUCCUCAUCCGCAGAACCGCCAUCAGACACAACUCGUCCACCACCGAGGCGGCCAACAAAGCCAAGCAAGCAACUGAGCAGGCUACAUCCAAGGCUUCCGAAGGUCUGUCCAAGGUUUCAUCCAGCGCUGGCCCAGCAAUUGCCGGUGCUGCCCAGAAUGUCGGCAAUGCUUUGCGCAAGGUCGGCGGCCCUGUCGGCAAGGUCGUUACUUUCGUUGAGCGCAUGAUCCCUCCUACCGUUUACUACGCCCGUGUCGGUCUCGAACUCGGAAAGAUCGUCUUCCACGGCCAGAAGAUGGCUCCUCCUAACCUCGCUACCUUCCAAUCAUACUUCCAACCUCUGAUCAACGCUUUCCGCAMCCCUGCCACAAUCAAGAACCUCAAAUUUUCCCCACAGAGCCUGAUCGGCCGCGCACGAAACCUCAGCACCAAGGAAUGGGCCUUAGUCGGUGUCACCACAGCAGAGGUUAUCGGAUUCUUCACCGUUGGUGAAAUCAUUGGCCGUCGUCAGAUCGUUGGAUACCAGGGAGAGCCUGCGCACGCCCAUGGUCAUUAG